AAAAAAUAAAAAAUAAAACUAUCCAAUCAGAGAGAGAACAUUGGCCUUCAAUGUUCAAAACCCCGGCCGUCUAAACUCUUCAACCCCAUAAACCCUUUUGUUUUUGGCAGAACAAAACCCGCGCUUUUUGUUUUUCUCUCAAUUGAAGGCAGCCAUGGCUGUGGACAGAGACAAGCUUGAAGAUGAAUCACCAAUGCUCCGUUUCUACAGAAUUGUUCUGGGUUGGGACUAUUUCCGCCUCCUAAAGGAGUCCUGCAAGAAUAAAGACAAGGAAAAGGCAGCGGAUGGAGCUAUUGGGCUCAAGGAAGUUAAGGACACUUACAAGGACAUGGACGAUUAUAUCUCUACUUUUGAGCCACUUAUUUUCGAGGAAAUCAAAGCUCAGAUUACUCAGAGGACAAAUGAAGAUGAGGUGUCAGAAUGGGAGAGGAGGCUGGUGGUGGAAUGCAAUGAGGUUGAUGGGUUUCACUUACCGGCAGUUACUUAUGCAGCUGACAAUGCAAAAGAGUCCAUAUCACAUAAUGAUCUUUUGCUUCUUUCAAAAGAAAAGUUUCAAGAUGGUACAAGACUCCCAACGACAUAUGCAUUUGCAUUGGUGGAGAACUGCCAGAAUGAUCGUUUUAGACUUAGAAUGUAUCUGGCUGGAGAAGUACAGCAUUAUAAUACAGAUGUAGUUAAAUCUUGUCAAAGGCUAUUAAAUAUGCGGUCUUUGAUUACUUCUCCUACUAGCGAAGUGGAGAAACUCUUUUACAGUCUAAAGAUCUGCAGUUUGUCAACUAUUGCUCGUGAAUAUAUGGCUCUGUGGUCAAUUGGCUCUCUCCCUUUUAAGGAUCUAAUAUUAUCAGCUACUGAAAAAAGUCUUGGUUCUGAAAACCAGGGUUGGAAAAUUUCUAAGUUCCUAGAGGAAUAUAUAAAAGACAAUCAUAAUGAAACCCAACAAGAAGCCAUACAGGCUGGUCUAGCACGUAAAGCUUUUGUUCUGAUUCAGGGCCCCCCAGGAACAGGAAAAACAAAGACCAUUCUUGGGCUUCUAAGUGCCAUUUUGCAUGCGACUCCAGCAAGAGUGCUCUCCAAAGGCGAAUUCCUUGAAAUGAAGCGUGGGCCACAAUUACCUAUUCAGGAGAAAUACAAUCACUGGGUGAGUGCAUCUCCAUGGUUAAUUGGUGGUAAUCCUAGGGAUAGCAUAAUGCCCAUAGAUGGUGAUGAUGGUUUUUUCCCUACCUCAGGAAAUGAUUUGAAACCAGAAGUAGUCAAUUCUUGUCGUAAAUAUCGUGUUCGUGUGUUAGUAUGUGCCCCAUCAAACUCCGCACUUGAUGAGAUUGUCUUGCGUGUUUUAAACACCGGUGUUCGUGAUGAAAAUGACCAUGCAUAUAAUCCUAAAAUUGUGCGUAUUGGUCUAAAAGAGCAUCAUUCUGUUCGGGCAGUCUCCAUGGAUUACCUUGUGAAACAAAAGCAGGAAAGCAUGAGUGCUGAUAAAGAUAAACAUGGAGCUCCGCAAAGGGAUAAGGAUAGUAUACGCGCUGCAAUUUUGGAUGAGGCUGUAAUUGUCUUCUGCACCCUUAGCUUCAGUGGUUCAACUCUUUUCAGUAAAUGGAAUCGUGGCUUUGAUGUUGUUAUAAUAGAUGAAGCAGCACAAGCUGUGGAACCAGCAACUCUUAUUCCUUUGGCCAAUGGAUGCAAACAAGUAUUUCUGGUUGGUGAUCCAGUUCAACUGCCAGCAACUGUAAUUUCUCCUAUUGCAGAGAAAUUUGGAUAUGGGACAAGUUUGUUCAAGAGAUUGCAAAGGGCUGGUUAUCCUGUGACAAUGCUGAAGACUCAAUACCGAAUGCAUCCAGAGAUUAGAAGCUUUCCUUCAAGGGAGUUUUAUGCUGAGUCAUUGGAGGAUGGGCCUAAUAUAGAAGUGCAUACAAGUCGUGACUGGCAUUCAUACCGUUGCUUUGGACCAUUUUGCUUCUUUGAUUUACAUGAAGGGAAAGAGUCCAAGCUCGCAGGAAGUGAAUCUUGGGUAAAUGUUGAUGAGGUUGAAUUUGUUCUCCUCUUGUACUGUAAGUUGGUGAGUAGGUACCCAGAGCUCAAGUCAAGUUCUCAAUUUGCAAUUAUAUCCCCCUAUAGCCAACAAGUAAAACUGCUUAAAGACCACUUUAAGACUACUUUUGGAGUGGAUUCAGAUACGGUAGUGGAUAUUACUACUGUUGAUGGUUGCCAGGGACGUGAAAAGGAUGUUGCCAUAUUUUCAUGUGUUAGGGCAAGCAAAGAUAAAAGCAUUGGAUUUCUGGCUGAUUAUCGGAGAAUGAAUGUUGGGAUCACCAGAGCAAAGUCUUCUGUCCUGGUGGUAGGGUCUUCCUCAACAUUGAGGAGGGAUGAGCACUGGAAUAACUUAGUGGAAAGUUCUGAGAACAGAAAGUGUUUUAUUCAGGUUUCCAAGCCCUAUACCUCAUUUUUCACUGAUGAAAAUCUAGGUUCCAUGAAAUUGGAAACUGGAGAACAUGAUGAGGUAGAUAAUAAUGCAAACCUUCAUGGUAAUCUUGGGGAUGUUGACCAUGAGCAGGUGGCAGAUGACCUUGACUAUGGGGAUGAAGACGGUGACAUGGAAGGCUUUGGAGAUGAUUAAGUCCACCUAUUACUAUGAAUAUUAUCUGGCUGGGAACCACAAAGUUCUGGAAAUCACUUUGAAACUACAGGUGUUGGUUUGUAAGUUGAAACCCACCAACAAUUUUGUGUACUUUCAUUGAAACGAUCCUUUUGGAGGAAUUUCUACAUCAGAAUGGCAACUGUUUUAUACAAGGUAAACUCUUCAUUGAUGUUAAAAGGAUUAUGCUCCUUUGCUGUCUAUUGGGAUUGGGAGUAUUAUGUAUAGAGGCUUCACAAGAUCGAGGUACUUGAUUGAUCCCCUUGAACUUAUUACGCAUUUGCACAACAUCAAAGGAGAUAGAAGUCAUGUUGCUCCUUUGAUGCAUGAUAAUUCACAUUUUGUAAGAUCCUUUUAUAAAUAAAAAAAGUAGGCUAGUAGGGUAUUCUUAGCAAUGCCCCCUUAGAAUGGUUAGUGUAUUUUCUAGGUCUCAAAUUAAUGUAUCAGUCCACUCUUUCUACAAUGUCAUCGAUUUUCUUGUUUUCUUUUACCAAAUAAACAAAGACAAAAGGCAAAAGAUAGAGAAUGAAAAGAAAUUUUCAUUUAUAGCC
Molecule: messenger RNA, 3180 nt
Organism: Quercus lobata
Lineage: Eukaryota; Viridiplantae; Streptophyta; Magnoliopsida; Fagales; Fagaceae
Gene: MAA3
Product: P-loop containing nucleoside triphosphate hydrolases superfamily protein
Exons: 19
Coding region: 155-2611 (818 amino acids)
Molecular function (GO): helicase activity
Source: RefSeq, a predicted model, not a curated record